This is a messenger RNA of Aptenodytes forsteri (emperor penguin), 3709 nucleotides long. It is a transcript of the gene RAB9A, whose product is annotated as RAB9A, member RAS oncogene family. Gene Ontology annotation, molecular function: GTP binding; GTPase activity. Gene Ontology annotation, biological process: Rab protein signal transduction; retrograde transport, endosome to Golgi. NCBI's taxonomy places the organism in Eukaryota, Metazoa, Chordata, Aves, Sphenisciformes, Spheniscidae. The record is from RefSeq and is a predicted model, not a curated record. The coding region runs from base 886 to 1491 and encodes 201 amino acids. The transcript has 2 exons. Gene Ontology annotation, cellular component: lysosome; late endosome; phagocytic vesicle.
AAAUUAUUUUUAUCUAUUAAAUUAUUUUUAUAGUAAAACAAGACAAAUUCCUAGUCUGAGUUUGUGUGUUUCUGCUAUGGUUUUCUAGACCAAGAAUCUUGCUUUUCUUUGAGUGCUGCAUCAGUAGCUAAGUGUUAGAAGAGAUAAUUGCACUCAAAAAGGCAGCUAUGAAGCUGACAGUCAUGGAAUUAAGAAAAUCUAGCUGCAUAGAUUGGACAAGGCAGUGGUGUUUCUCUAAGCUUUGAGGGGCUGGGAAUCAAAGAUUUUGUAAUGCACACUGAUUUUUUUUUUUUAAGUUGCUUAGCAUGUUGUUUUUAGUCUUGCCAGCAAAUGUUUGGACUGCUAAUGGAAAUGUUUCAGACUUGUAAUUCAGCGCACUGUUUAAAAGGGAGAUUCUGGGAGGUGACAAUUAAAUUACUAUUUGUAUUAUGGUAUAUGAUCAUGUUAGAAAUGGCACUUAGUAGAAACCGUUCCCUGCUUUUAACAGGAAUAUUGAAGUCGGUGGUCUUAAGAGUUUGGGUCCUUAUAAGUUGGUAGAGGCAAUUCAGAGAUGGUUAUCAAAAUGGGCCAGAGUGGGGCUGCUUUUUAUUUGCUCUGAGUUUCUUUGAAUAUUGAAAUAAUAGAAGAUGAGGGAAGAAUCUUCUCCUUAUAGACUCCUCUAUGUACUAGGUUGAGACUACUCUUACUGUGCUGCACAAUUAAUUUAAUGUAAGAAAUAACUGGAACAAAUAGUUAUCUGUAGUUCUGUGGUGUUUUGUAGUUCCUGAUGUUGGUUAAAACAAUCAGAUGCACAUUGGAAAUUAAGGUUUUGUUUUCAGAUGCUGAAUGAUGAUUUAAACUGAACUAUUAAGGUCUAGGAAACCAGGAGGAUCUAUUCCCGUAACAAUGGCAGCAAAAUCAUCACUCCUUAAAGUAAUACUGCUAGGAGACGGUGGAGUUGGGAAGAGUUCCCUUAUGAACAGAUACGUCACCAACAAGUUCGAUGCACAGCUGUUUCAUACAAUAGGUGUGGAAUUCUUAAAUAAAGAGUUGGAAGUUGAUGGACAUUUUGUUACAAUGCAGAUAUGGGACACAGCAGGUCAGGAACGUUUCAGGAGCUUGCGGACUCCUUUCUAUAGAGGUUCUGACUGUUGCCUGCUAACCUUCAGCGUGGAUGACUCUCAGAGCUUCCAAAACUUAAGCAACUGGAAGAAAGAAUUCAUUUAUUAUGCCGAUGUCAAGGAGCCUGAAAGUUUUCCGUUUGUGAUACUGGGUAACAAAGUUGAUAUCGAUGAAAGGCAAGUGUCUACAGAAGAAGCCCAAGACUGGUGCAGGAAUAAUGGCAACCAUCCCUAUUUUGAAACCAGUGCAAAAGAUGCCACUAAUGUUGCAGCAGCCUUUGAAGAAGCGGUUAGAAGAGUUCUAGCCUCUGAAGAUAGAUCAGAUCACUUUAUUCAAACAGAUACAGUAAACCUUCAUCGGAAACCAAAACCCAGUUCAUCUUGUUGUUGACUUAAAUUUUUUUUUGGCCAAAUUACUUUUGACUAGCUUGCUCUAUAAAAGGAUGGGGAAGGUGUAGUAGAUAAAAUAACAAAUGGGUUUCACUCUAAUAUUAGAAUUGUAAUAUUCUGCUGCUUUCUUGGGGGAGCAAAAGAAAAAAUUCCAUUCAUGAGUGACCCAUUACUGAAUUAGUGACACUUUCUGUUUAGGAAGGUGUCAAGUAAAAACAUCAAUAUAAGAAUGUAAUUUGCCAACUUUAUUCAAAUGAUAAAUACUUUGAGUAUAAUUAAAACUUGAAAGUUCUAGAAGCACUACUUUGGAGAAACUGUUCUGGAAUUCAGACACAAAGAUACUUUUAUAUGUGUAUAUUUUUAUGAAAUCAGCAUUCCAUUUUUGUUUCACUAGAAGUCAGUUUCUUAACAAUGUUAGAUAUUAAACUUCAGUCUCACUACAUUCCUUUUGUUGUGAGUGGUACUUCAUCUCUGAUGUGUUUAUUAUAGGUUAAUAUAAGUUACCUUCAGGUCUUCUCUAAUUGCCUGAUGUUGCUAUAAUUUGUGUAGGUUUUUAAGUAGGAAAUAAAUCUCCUACAUAUUUAAUGUCCAUUUUCCUUUAACUUACUAUUCUAAUACUGUACUAGCUUUUCCAGCAGUUUAAUGCAAGAUACUGAUGAUUUUUUAAGUUAAUACAUGUCUUUGCCUUAAGUCCCAUUCUAGCAUAUUUCUGAUCAAUCAGGUAAAAAAAUCUGAGUAACUGAAGUAUAACCAUUUUUAGUUAUGAAAAAGAUGUGCUUUAUCCAGUCAGCUUUAAUAGCACUUGAAGGGAUCCACAUUAUGACAAACUUGUAGGAGAACUUUUAGCAUACAGCCUUAAAGUUCCAAACUUCUUGUUCCUGUUAACCUGAGCUAUGAAUGUGUUUACCAGUAAUCUCUGCACUGUGAAACUAAGGAUUGGCAAUACGUGGAGAACUCAGGAAGCUCUUGACUUGCAGUAGAUUGUGACAGCUUUCAGCCCUAAUACAAGUAAAUACCUACAGCUAGUGUUUGAGCUGAAUUUGAUCCUUAUUUAAUUUGCUAUUUUAGGAUAAGGACUUACAAAUUUAAGACAAUGUCUUUUAUAUUACUGUACUCAUUACACGAUGAUGAACAGAAGCAAAUUCUAUAUUUAAUGAACAGUCUUUCUUCAGUAAUGCAGAAGAAACCACAGAAGGAGUAUUUGAGGCUCUCCGUUGCAGUUAAAUGGUAGAAUACUUGUAUGAGAAGUUGUUGAAUGUUGGCUCUCAGAGUACCCACUGUCCUUGUAAUAGCAAACUUGAUAGUGCACUAUUGCUUCAAUGUGUAAUCUGACUGCUAACAGGCAUGCACGUACACACAUUGUGGACUUCAAAAGGAAGUCUGAGGCCUAUAGGACAGGCCAUGUUACUUGCUAAACUACAUGGACUCUGCUUUCUGUACAGCAACUCCUUUGUUCCAAUAGAAAAGCCUUUCUGGAGAGUACAGUAACAACAAGAGUUUUCUCUGAACAUAUCUGCUCACUCUGUACCAGGUGUAAUUAUUUGGAAGUAAAGCUUGCAAAACAAACCCUUCUUGUUGCUCUUAAUACAUUUUUCUGAAUGUACUGUAUUCUUGCUUGAACCUGUCCAGGACAACUUUACUCCAUAGAUCUGCUGCUCCUGCUUAAAACUGACAUCUUUUCACCUCUUGUAUAUUCUGAUUCAUUCUUACAGUCCUGCAUAUUCAGCAAUAGAACUGUGUUUUAAGCUGCAGUCACCUAACAGCUAAAUAUAGGUUGAGCUGCUACUUCUGUUACGUUUAAUUUCUAGGCAAUGGAUGAAAAGAUCUGUGAAGAAAAUCUUCGCUAAAUUCCUCUUAAGCUGAGAGAGCAAAAAGCUUUAAAAACUAAGAUUGCUUGCGUUGGGGGCUACUAAGCUAGUGACAUGAAAUUGUUGUAAAACACUACUACCUUGCUACUUAAAGCUUCCUUUAAUGUUCCUUUUAGCAAAGGUAAGGUUGAAACAAAACAGGAGAUGAAGUUACUGUGACUGGAGUACUGUAGAUGUGAUUCAAAUAAGAUUGCUAAAAGGAAACAAUUAAGGAUGAGAACCAUUGUGGUCUUUCUUGUGCCUAAGAGUCCAUCUGUGUUUUCCCAUCUGCCCCCUUUCCAUGUAACAUCGUGGUUACCAAGCCUCCAUCUGAGAAGUAGGUUAAAUAAAACAUAAUACAGUAGAAGUGUA